Plasmodium inui San Antonio 1 is the source of this 1419-nucleotide messenger RNA. RefSeq lists its product as hypothetical. Lineage: Eukaryota; Apicomplexa; Aconoidasida; Haemosporida; Plasmodiidae. The coding region runs from base 1 to 1419 and encodes 472 amino acids. Gene Ontology annotation, molecular function: protein binding. The record is from RefSeq and is a predicted model, not a curated record. The transcript has 3 exons.
AUGGUACUGGAAGAUUUUAACACCCUACCCCUAAUAAAGUCAAUAAGAGAAGACAACCUUGACAAUGUACUCAAAUUCCUUGAGGAAAACUACAAAGAGUAUGAAGUUAAUGCCAAGGGUGAAUAUAGCAGCAAGAUAGAAAUCAUAGAUAAACAGACCCACUCUACCCCUUUGUUUUAUGUGACUGCAAGGAAAAAUGACGAAGAAUCGGUUGACCUAUGUAAGUUAUUGAUUGAAAGAUUUGCCAUCUGCAAUCCCACGGCAAAAGACUUAAUGAAACAGACUUGCUUGUUUUAUGCUGCCAGAGAAGGGCAUACCAAUUUAUGUAAUUAUUUAAUUGACAAGGGUUGUAACCCUAAUGACGCGGAUAAUUUUGGACAAACAUGCCUAUUUUAUGCUUCAAGAGAGGGGAAGACUGACUGUGUGGAAACUUUAAUAAAGAAAGGGGCAAACCCUAACUUACUGGAUUUGAAUAAACAGACUUGUUUGUUUUAUGCGUGCAGGGAUGGGAGAUACGACACGGUGAAGUGUCUACUGGAGAACGGGGUUAACCCCGCCAUCAAAGACGCGCAGAGGCGAACCGCUUUGACGUUCGCCAAGGGGAAUGGGCACAACAACAUUAUUAAUUUGCUUAAGAAUGCUAAGACACUGAGCAAGCCUUAUGCGGAGGUGGCCAUCACAACGAGUUCCCAAGGAGGGAUAGUCAAAAGUGAAAACAACGCAAUUGCCAGCACCCCGGGGGAUUCCAACAGUAAUGUUAACGCCCUGCGAAAGAAGUACAAGCUACAGUACAGGCCGCUGGAGGAAGAAGAUCCGCAGCUGUGGGUGGAUGCGCCAUUGAUAAAGUUAAAAGAAUUUGAGAGGAAGUUCCCCGACAUAGCUUUAUGGCCAAGGAACGUGACCACCACACCAAACUUAGAGGUGAACCACUCUAAUGAUCCCUUCAACAAGCAGUGGUACGUUAUAGCGAAUCAAAUAAUGCAAAGCCUAAGCAAGUACGAAGGGGGACAUAUCUUCGAGAAGCUAGUAGACGCCAAAAAACAAAACUGUCCAGAUUACUACGACGUUAUAAAAAAUCCAAUGUCAUUUAGUUGUGUAAAAACGAAAUUGAAAAAAGGGCAGUAUGGGUUGCCGACUGAAUUCAUUAGAGACGUCCAAUUAAUUUUCGAUAAUUGUAGUCUGUACAAUACGUCCGGGUCCCUUGUUGCCAUUACGGGAAAGAACAUCGAAGCUUAUUUUAACAACCAGCUGAUAGUAACAGGGUAUAACAACUUCGUGACCAAGGCGAAUACAAUAAACGAGCGUUUGCAAAAAGUGGAAGAUGAAAAUGUCAAGUGGAGUGCUGAGCGGGAGGUGGUUAAGGAAGAACAGCCCGGCGAAAGGAACCAGGAGCAGAAGCCAGUCGCACCUAUGGCUUGA